GGUUGCGACAAGCAAUGAGUGAAACCUCUUCGGAUUCACCCAAUAAAUCAGUUCCUGACUGUAUAUCACCAGUGUGUUUCAAUGGUGCACUGAGUCCUACUGCCAUUAGUAAUCCUGCAUACAGUCCUGCCAUGUCACCCAAUAGUUCAUCAGCUGUUGAUUUCAUGACUCCUUUGAAGAAAAGGCGGCUCCGAGCAUCUAUCGCUGCAGAAGAAGUUGUCACAACAACCAUCACAUCAGCACCACUGACACCAACAGCAACACCCCCAGCAUCUUCUACACCCCCAGCAUCUUCUACACCCCCACCUCCUUUGGUUUCUUCAAGUGAUUCAUAUUCUCACAUCCUGCGAACACCUUCUCCUAAGUCCAUGAUGUCAACUGAGGAUAAAAGGAAUGGAUAUAAACCAUUGCUAUCACCAAUAACCCCUGUCACACCUGUGUCUCAAGUACGCUAUGAGCCAAUUUCCUCUCCUGAUACCACGCCAGAGGUCAACAAGUACCAAUCACCAUUUCCAUUCCCUCCUCCUUUCAAGAAGGAAUUAGCCAAGCAGAUAUCGGCUGACAGUGGAUUCUCUGGCACACCGACAGACUGCACGCUAUCACCAGCCACACCUCUUGUUACACCAAGGAAAUCUUUUGACUGUACAGACUCUUCAAAAACUGAAAUAUCAGCACUGACUGAAACUAGAGAUAGAGACUCUGCAAGUAAUAUUUUUAAUGUAAACUCUAAUGUUGAUGAUAACGAUAUCCAUGUGGGGUAUGUAAUGACUACUCCCAGGACUAGUAACAUAGAGAGUAAUGUCUCUACGUCAACUGAACAUGUGGAAAUGACCAUAUUUAAUUCAGAGCCAAAGGUUUUGGACUCGAGUAUAAAAUCUAGUGUAGUAGCGGUGCCCAAUGAGGGGGCUAUACAACUAGACCAAGUUGACCAAACGGAAAGGGUUGAACAGGAAAAGAAAGGGAAUGUGAUUUCUUCACUGUCAGACCCUAGGACGUCAUUACUAAGAGCACGGAACUUAUCCACGGCACUGAUUAGCAGUGCCAGUGAACCAGAUUUGCAAAAGUCAGUGCAAAGCAUUGUGAACUUUAAGCAGUCUGAUUCCACAGUUGAUGUGGAACGCGAUAGUGGUAAGAUGACAUCAGCUGCAGCUGUGGUGGUACCACACAACAGUAUAUCAAGAAAUGAAGGGGUUACAUUGCAACCCAAAGGAGCAAAUUUUUCAACAAGGACAAACUUUUAUCCACGGCAUAUGGAUCGGUUCUCGAACUCGUACAGGUCUCGUCGGAACUCUGGUCCCGCCGACAGUAGGACAGGAGAUUUUGGCAUGUGGUCAUCGUCUCAUAAUCCAUUUGCCGAGGAUCAUGUGAAAUUCAGUGAAUCUGGGCUGUACACUUCAUUUACAUCACCUCCUAAACUCUACAUACCGGCAGCUCGAAAUGCUCGCACAUUUGAUUUCAGUAAAAUUCCAUCCAAGACCAACUUCUAUGUUACAGAAUCACCUGUGAUAAGUUCAUCAACAAAUAUUGUGUGCAAGCCGGCAAGGAAUGUUGAGACCCCAGAUUGCAAGAGUAAUGUAGACACGGAGGAUACAACUAAAAACCAUAUUGAUGUUGUUGAUGAUACAUCCGUUAUGAGCACCAGUAGUUUGAUAUCAAGCUCUUCUUCAAGUAGUGUGAGCAGCAGCCCAAUUGUGACGUUCUCUUCAUCGAGUGUCGCGAGUAGCCCUGUAACCUGCUCUCCAUCGACGAGUAGCCCUGUUACGGAAUCACGGAAUGUGAAUACCAGUCCUGUGAUCAGUAUGCCGAUAGCUGUUGUAUCAAGUGGCCAAAGUAACGCCCUUCCUCCAAGUGCUGGAGUCGAAAGUUCUGUUCGAUUGCCAUCUUCGGAAGCAACUGAAAACCAACAACCUGAUAGCAGGCUUGUUGUCCCUAGUACAACAGCAAAUGUUAACGAUACUCAGUCAUUUUGUGGUCCCGUAGCUGACAGUCCUGUUAGAGUUGUGUCCUCUGUUUGUGCGCCCAGUAGCUCGCCAACAACUAGUGUGUCGAGCAGUACAUCUAGCGAUGGUUUUCCACCAUCUGGAACAUUGCCGUUGAUUGUGUCACCAUCUGAAAGGCCAGCAGUGACAAGCACACCACCAUCUACACCUCCUGUUAAGCGAAAGGUUUCCCUGCUUGAGUAUAGGAAGCGACGAAAAGAACGCUCGACUGCAACCAGUACAUCUGUAACACCCAGUAGUAAAUCUUGUGAUGUCACACCGACUCAAAGCCAAGCUAAGCCAAUUCCCAGCCUGGCCACUCUGCCGCUGUUUGUUGGCUCAACUGAUGAUAGGAAGACACCACCUCCAGGAAUACUGGUUAAUAAGAUACACACUUCCUCUAUUCUGAAGUGUAAAGAGAAGAUAAGUGAACAGGACGUGCAAUGGAAAUCGCCGGUACUGGAGAAACUCAAAGAGGAUCCGUUAGACAGAUUGCGGAGAGAUCUUGAUGAUAGAAAUGUUAAGGAACAAGAAAGAAGGGAUUCCAAUGGAGGAAAGCACAAGGAAGAGACUGGAAGAUCUCCUUUGAAAAGGUCGACUUCUCCGUUGCCUCCACCUCCGCCACCUUUGAAAAUAAAGAAAGCCAAGUCUGGAUUGAAGCUUCAAAUGCCCCCUCCACCACCACCUAAACAAGGAGUUCUUGGAGAUGUCAAAGAAAUCAUCCCAAACGUAAAACCCAGUGUAAUAAGAGGAGCACAUUUCACCCAGCCACAGCCGCCACCACCACCUCCUCAGCAAGUACAAAUACAUUCACAAGUUCAACAGUCUGUGCCGCAACAGCAGUUCACUCCACCUUUCCAGCAGCCUGUUCAAUCAACGCAACAAUCACAACCAUACCAAUUUCAACAGCAGUAUCAGUACCAGCAGCAACCACCCCCUCAAUCACAGCAGCAACAGUUGCCAGUGCAGCAGCAACAGUUGCCAGCACAGCAGCAACCACAAUUACCAAUCCAGCAGGAACCAUACCCUCAGCAACAGUAUAGUUACAAUGGUUAUGGGCAGGGGUUUACUGAACAAAAAUAUCAACCACAACCGCAACCCCAGUAUUACCAACAACAACCACAGGCACAGCAAUACCAGCAGUCUACUACGGCUACUGCAUCAGCUCCAUACCAACAACAAUAUUCGCAGCAGCCAACAGUACAGCCGACUCAACCAGUGGUGCAGCAACAUCAGCAGCCUGUGUAUCAACAAUCUUAUCAAGGGUACGGACAACAACAACAACAACAGCAGCAGCAGCAGCAACAACAACAACAACAACAACCUUAUACUGGCUACACUCAGAACAGCAGCUACUACAACCAACCAUAGCUAGUACUGCAUAAAUCAGCAAGGUGGCAACAUUUAAAAAAAACUAAUGUGUACUGGAAAGAAGUGAUUAUUCUCUGAUUAUUAUAUUGUAUCAGAAAACUUGUAUAUUUGCUGUAAAUGUGAUGCUUUAUGUGCUUUUUUUUUUAAUUUGUGCUUUUUUUUGAGAUUAUAUACGUAGAGCUAUGUUUAUAUAACUAUGAUAUCUAUCCACAGCUGUAUUAUAAAAAGAGAUUUAUAUUGGAAUAGUUUGUCUGCAUAUUAUAAUGGUAAUUGUACGUAUUAGAAAGUAGACGAUAGUUAUAAUUUCUUUUAAUGGUUAUCUACAUUUUGUUAGUAUAUUUAGUAUGCCAUUGAGAAUUCACCUGUAUAUAUUGUCACUCACUUUGCUGUAUCAUACUACUUUCUCAUUUUGUAUUGGGAAGUUGUUUGUAUUGUCCCGUUAGAAAACGUACAAGAAAAAAAAAGUAAUACUUGUUUAAAUGUGAUCUUUGUAUGUGUUGUCUUGAAAUCCUAAAUUUGUGAAUUCCGUUUUCUAACUGUUUUACUUGAUUCAAUUUAAGCUGUACUGUUUAUGGUUUAACUCCCACCUCCCAUCUUCAAACUUUUCUUCAUCUCUUCUUUUCUGUCGAGUACAUUGACUUUCUUGUCAUGCACCAAUUUGAUGUUCCCUUUGGAUAAGUUACCUGUAUGUCGAGUCUUGUUUUCUGAAAGUAAGGCGACUAUUUUCACUCCUACUCUAA
Molecule: messenger RNA, 4090 nt
Organism: Saccoglossus kowalevskii
Lineage: Eukaryota; Metazoa; Hemichordata; Enteropneusta; Harrimaniidae
Biological process (GO): regulation of DNA-templated transcription
Cellular component (GO): Set3 complex; Rpd3L-Expanded complex
Source: RefSeq, a predicted model, not a curated record